AUGCUAGAGACACUGGCCUUGCAAAGGGAUAGUCAAUAUCCACCCAAAUUCAUUGCUGACGGUCUCUGUGAAGUGUUCUCACCAUUCUGGGCUGAUCUCCUGCACACCAACAUUUUCCGCUACAUUUCCUCUGACAUCUUACACCAAAUCCAUCAGGGUGUAUUCAAAGACCAUCUCCUUAAAUGGUGCACAAACCUGGUUAACAAAAAUCCCAACACCAACCUUGACAAGCAGUUUGAGGCAAUACCGCCAUAUGCAGGGUUGCAACACUUCAAGAGUGGCAUAAGUGGGAUCAAGCAGUGGACCAUGGGUGAACACAAGCAGGUGCAAUGUGUGUUUGUGGCUGCACUUGCUGGUUCAGUUGAGUCACACACUCUCACAGCCGCGCACGCACUUCUCAACUUCAUAUAUCUCACUCAGUACUACUCACACACGACGGAGUUGCUUGCUGCCAUGCAAGAUGCACUCCACUGCUUCUAUAAGGACAAAGAUGUUUUCACUGAAUGGAAUGGCAACUUCAAUAUCCCAAAGCUGCAUUCACUCCUUCACUAUCUCAAGAUCAUACUCCUCCUUGGAUCCCUCAAUGGCCUCAACACCAAGAACACAGAACAUCUCCACAUUGACUUUACAAAGUGA
Coniophora puteana RWD-64-598 SS2 is the source of this 636-nucleotide messenger RNA. RefSeq lists its product as uncharacterized. The transcript has a single exon. NCBI's taxonomy places the organism in Eukaryota, Fungi, Basidiomycota, Agaricomycetes, Boletales, Coniophoraceae. The coding region runs from base 1 to 636 and encodes 211 amino acids. The record is from RefSeq and is a predicted model, not a curated record.